AAGUCAUUUUUGGUUAUUUAUGUAGAAAAGAUGGUGGUGACCGCGGCUUCUGUACGUCAACAGCUCACAAAUUUAGCAUUUUCUCCGGGCUCUCAUAAAGAUCAAGCGGAAAAGUAUCGAGCGAUUUUGGAUUCAAUACUGUUGUCGUCCAGCGAAGAGGCGAUGGAUGCUUUGAAGAUAUUCAUUGAAGCAAUUGUGAAUGAAUAUGUAAGUUUGGUUAUUUCAAGGCAAGUUUUAACAGAUGUUAGUAAUCGAUUGUUACUUCUCCCUGAUGAGGUAUCAAUGGCUAUUUCACAUUAUACAUUAGACAAGAUACAACCAAGAGUUAUAUCAUUUGAAGAACAAGUUGCUAGUAUAAGACAACAUUUAGCAAAAAUUUAUGAACGUAAUCAAAAUUGGAGAGAAGCAGCUAAUGUUCUAGUUGGAAUACCUUUAGAAACAGGACAAAAGCAAUAUACAGUUGAUUACAAGCUUGAAACUUAUCUUAAAAUUGCACGACUAUAUUUAGAAGAUGAUGACCCUGUACAGGCUGAAGCUUUUAUCAAUAGGGCAUCUCUUUUACAGGCUGAAUCAAAAAAUGAACAGUUACAAAUUUACUAUAAAGUUUGUUAUGCCAGAGUAUUAGACUAUAGAAGAAAAUUUAUAGAAGCAGCUCAAAGAUACAAUGAAUUAUCAUACAGAUCUAUUAUACAUGAAGAUGAACGUAUGACUGCACUUAGGAAUGCAUUAAUUUGUACAGUACUAGCUUCUGCAGGCCAACAACGAAGUCGUAUGUUAGCGACAUUAUUUAAAGACGAACGUUGUCAACAACUUCCUGCUUACUCGAUUCUUGAAAAAAUGUAUUUGGAUCGUAUUAUCCGACGCUCCGAAUUACAAGAAUUUGAAGCUUUAUUACAAGCUCAUCAAAAAGCAAGUACCAUUGAUGGAUUGGGCUCAACUAUUCUCGAUCGUGCUGUUAUAGAACAUAACUUAUUAUCUGCUAGUAAAUUGUACAAUAAUAUAACUUUUGAAGAAUUGGGUGCUUUAUUGGAAAUUCCACCAACAAAAGCAGAAAAAAUUGCUAGCCAGAUGAUCACAGAAGGUCGAAUGAAUGGUUAUAUCGAUCAAAUCGAUUCUAUUGUACAUUUUGAAACACGUGAAACUUUACCAACAUGGGAUAAACAAAUACAAUCUCUUUGCUAUCAAGUAAACCAAAUAAUAGAAAAAAUUGCUCAAACUGAACCAGAAUGGAUAGCAAAAGCAAUGGAAGAUCAAAUGGUGCAUUAAUAUAAAUAUUUUUAAUAUUAAAUAAACACAUACACUUACACAGAGACCA
Messenger RNA from Eufriesea mexicana, 1315 nucleotides. RefSeq names its product COP9 signalosome subunit 4 (gene CSN4). The transcript has 8 exons. Lineage: Eukaryota; Metazoa; Arthropoda; Insecta; Hymenoptera; Apidae. The record is from RefSeq and is a predicted model, not a curated record. Bases 31 to 1266 code for a protein of 411 amino acids. Gene Ontology annotation, cellular component: cytosol; COP9 signalosome.